CAUCCACAUAUGUACAUGUACACCCAUCUGCUCCAUCCAGGACGAUACCUCACAGGCUCACAGACUCACAGAUUCACAUGUAGCCUUGACUCCCUAGGCCGCGGAGAACUGCUGCACUGAGCAAUAAGCAGAGUCUAGCUACUUUCAAUCUGUGGCCUAGCUAGGCCGAGCCCUUACAGUCUGCUCAUUUCCAAGGUAGCAGCUGACCAUGGGCUCAGGGGCACUGCUGCAAGAGUUUUGUCUUGCUGGAGACCACGUAGCAUAAAGACGCAUCUUUCGCACUUUGCUGGCAUCUUUCCUCCAUUCCUAUCAACGCGAAGCUCAAUCGCCGCGAAGACAACAGACAUGGCCGCUUGCUUCUACCUGGUCGCUUGCUGGAAGCUGCUGUGCCUGUCACUGCUACCAUCUGUCGCAUCAGCAGCAGUUGCAGAUGCAGAUGCAUUGCUGGACUACUGGAGUCAGUACUCUCCAGCAGGCGAUUUCAAGGACCAAACCUACUUCUUCACGAAAUUCGUGAAUAGCAGCAUAAGAACUAUGCUUGCUAAGGUAGAACCUGUAAGGCUGGCAGAGGCGCCUUCUGCAGGGAACCCUUUAAACUUGCCAGUUUACACAAUUCAAACUUCAGGGGGCGCCCAGAAGCACAUGAUUCCAGGUUGGUACAACGACGGGGCAUAUAGACGCCAUCUUUCGGACCUGGUCAGCAAUGCUUUCUGCUAUCUCGUCGCCAAGGCUGAUCUGCCAGGCUUUGAUAAACAAUGGUUCCAAACCCCCGGCCCGCCAGGUGUUGAUGAUAGGCGUGGGGCAGUCUAUUGCAAGGCUGCUGGCCCACUAGGUCAAGGAGUCACGCAUCCAAAAGCUAUGAUCCCCGAUAUGGUGUGCGGAUGGAAUCUCUGGGCUGGUGAUGAGUCAUCUUUGGCGAAACCAGGCUGGAUGAGAUUGGAUUGCGUCCUAAACUGGCCAGCCUGGUGUUUUGAAAGGAAGCGUCCCUGGAUGAAAACAGCUAACUAUAGUGGCUUCGUGGUCAGCGAGUGCCGGACAGUUUGCAGGCAAGACCGAUUCAAGUUGAAGGCAUAUUGUUAGGAAUUCAAGUGCAUCCCCUGAUCACUUGCUUCCGCUGUUAUCUCUCUGCCACGUCAGCGCUCAUGCACGUGACCUUUAGUUUAGUCUUAGCUG
Molecule: messenger RNA, 1173 nt
Organism: Protomyces lactucae-debilis
Lineage: Eukaryota; Fungi; Ascomycota; Taphrinomycetes; Taphrinales; Protomycetaceae
Exons: 1
Coding region: 346-1080 (244 amino acids)
Source: RefSeq, a predicted model, not a curated record